AGACCUCGCGUCGGCAAACGAAGGAAGCUCAGGCACUACAAUUCCCAGAAUGCCUUUGGCUCCCAAGCGAGUCUUGCUUUAUCGACGCUGUCAGGAACCGCUGGCUAGGCCCAGAGAAGAGGAAGAACGGCAAGAUGGCGCUGACCAGUUUUUUGCCAGCACCAACUCAGCUAUCUCAAGACCAGCUGGAAUUAGAAGAGAGGGCAAGAUCUCAAAGGGUGAGACAGACUGCAUUGGUGUCAUCACGAAGGGAGCCACCUCCUUAUGGUUAUCGGAAAGGAUGGAUACCAAGAAUGUUGGAGGAUUUUGGAGAUGGAGGUGCUUUCCCAGAAAUUCAUGUUGCCCAAUAUCCUCUGGAUAUGGGCCGAAAAAAGAAAAUGUCCAAUGCAUUAGCUGUUCAGGUGGAUGCAGAAGGAAAAAUAAAAUACGAUGCUAUAGCACGGCAGGGACAAUCAAAAGACAAGGUCAUUUACAGCAAAUACACAGACCUGGUUCCAAAGGAAGUUAUGAAUGUGGAUGACCCUGAUCUGCAAAGACCUGAUGAAGAAGCUGUUAGAGAGCUUACAGAAAAGACUCGAGCAGCGCUGGAAAAGUCUGUCUCCCAGAAAAUUGCAGCAGCCAUGCCAGUCCGAGCAGCUGAUAAACUAGCUCCAGCUCAAUACAUUCGAUACACACCAUCACAGCAAGGUGUGGCCUUCAACUCUGGUGCAAAACAGAGAGUUAUUAGAAUGGUGGAGAUGCAAAAAGACCCCAUGGAGCCACCUAGAUUCAAGAUUAACAAGAAAAUUCCUCGUGGACCACCAUCGCCUCCAGCUCCAGUAAUGCACUCUCCCAGCAGAAAGAUGACCGUGAAGGAGCAACAAGAAUGGAAAAUUCCUCCUUGCAUUUCAAACUGGAAAAAUGCUAAGGGUUACACCAUUCCAUUAGACAAGCGUCUGGCUGCGGAUGGCAGAGGACUGCAGACUGUCCACAUUAAUGAAAACUUUGCCAAGUUGGCUGAGGCUCUCUACAUUGCUGACAGGAAGGCUCGAGAGGCUGUGGAGAUGCGAGCCCAGGUGGAGCGGAAGAUGGCCCAGAAGGAGAAAGAGAAGCAUGAGGAGAAGCUCCGGGAAAUGGCCCAGAAGGCCAGGGAGCGAAGGGCGGGGAUCAAAACCCAUGUGGAGAAAGAGGACGGAGAAGCUAGAGAACGUGAUGAAAUCAGACAUGACAGACGAAAAGAGAGACAGCAUGACCGGAAUCUUUCCAGAGCAGCCCCUGACAAAAGGUCGAAGUUGCAAAGGAAUGAGAACAGAGAUAUUAGUGAAGUCAUUGCCUUGGGUGUUCCUAACCCUCGGACAUCCAGUGAGAUCCAGUAUGACCAAAGGCUCUUCAACCAGAGUAAGGGUAUGGACAGUGGCUUUGCUGGAGGAGAAGAUGAAAUUUACAAUGUCUAUGACCAGCCCUGGAGAAGUGGUAAAGACAUGGCCCAGAACAUCUACAGACCUAGUAAAAAUGUGGAUAAGGACGUGUAUGGUGAUGAUUUGGAGGCACGAAUAAAAACUACUAACAGGUUUGUUCCUGAUAAGGAAUUUUCUGGCUCAGACCGCAGGCAAAGAGGUCGAGAAGGACCAGUUCAGUUUGAGGAGGAUCCUUUUGGUCUAGACAAAUUCUUGGAGGAAGCCAAACAGCAUGGGGGCUCAAAAAGGCCUGAUAGUAGCCGCCCUAAAGAACAUGAGCAUGAAGGCAAGAAGAGAAGGAAAGAGUAAGGAAUUGGUUUCAAGCAUUUCAAACAAGACUGCAGGAGAUUGUCUAAACCACCUGACAGUUCCUCUAUAGUGGAUAUA
Messenger RNA from Zootoca vivipara (common lizard), 1823 nucleotides. It is a transcript of the gene SNW1, whose product is annotated as SNW domain containing 1. Gene Ontology annotation, biological process: mRNA splicing, via spliceosome. Lineage: Eukaryota; Metazoa; Chordata; Lepidosauria; Squamata; Lacertidae. The record is from RefSeq and is a predicted model, not a curated record. Gene Ontology annotation, cellular component: spliceosomal complex.